GAAGUAAUGCCAGUCAUCCAGGAAGCAGAAUUUCCUUGUAGGGCUUUUCAACAAAGUCAUUUGCAUGCGCUACCAUUUCUUGACCUGUUUACAGAAGUGAGGAGAGCUGAAUAAGAAGUACUGCGCUAGAAGAAUUUCAUCUCUGUCUGCUGCAGCAUCACACAGGCUGAGCUCUUGCUGCCUCAGACGAUGUAAAACCAAUGAAGUUACAUUGUGGUUCCCACCACUGCAGGGUUUUUUUUCAAUGGCGUCUGAAGAAGCUGUGGCAAAGAGGGCCAAUCUGGUGGCAUCCAGGGCUCACUGGAGCCAUAAGAACGUAUCUGAAUCCUCUCAAGAGACUCAUGGAAGUCCAAGCAAGGACAGUAUCAGGAAAUGGCUCUCCACCACUGUCGCUGAGGAAGAUGCAAAGCAAGAGACACUGUGGAAAGCUUCAGAGCUCGUGAGGAGGAACACCAGCUGUGACGAUGACCUGGCCCUGGGUGUAGAAGCGUCUUUAUAUGGUAACCAGGGGGUGAGGACGGUGCAGGAAUUUCUUCGGUGGACCAGGUCGAGUCCCGCUAUCAGCAGGUGGAACAGUUUUAACUCAACACUUUCAGAUUACUCCGGACCACUGAGUGUGAUGGACAUACUCAACCUGUGGAAUGACGACCCAGAGGAGGUUCUCUUGGACCUGGGCUUUGGCUGCGAUGAACCUGACCUCUCCGGACGCAUCCCAGCUCGAUUCAUUAAUUAUCAGUCUCAGGCAAGAGGAAUAAACCUCCAGGUGUUUCUGGAGGCCCAGAAGAAUCGACUGGACUUGGAAAAUCCAGAUGUCAGCAAUCGCUUUAGACAGCUCGAGGUUCUCCAGCAGGUAACCACAGCCUUCUCAUCUUUGGUGGGGUCCUCCUCUUCUCUGAGAGCAUCACAGGAAAAAGACCUGCCUCCUGAGGCCCGGGAGAGAAGGAGGCGCAUAGGCCUAAUAUUUAGACAAGCAUCAAAGAAGACACUCAGUCAUAUCAAGAACAAAAAAACCCAGGACCUUACCACCUCACAUGUUACCUCUCCUCUUGCAGCACCUGAGUCACAUUAUCCUCCAUCAAGUCUGGGGGAUAACAGGAUCCCCUUAAAAAGAGUCAAAACUGGAUUUCUAGAGACAAUGAGUCCUCUUGCAGAGGAGCAAGGGACUGGUCCAGAUGCUCAGUCCCACCCUCAAGUGGCUGCUUUGAUAGCUCAAGAUGGAGCCUUUAGGUCCCUGAAGGAAGGUCGCCCCUUGACAGGAAAUCCUUUUUUACAGAGGAAGAAGAGCCCAGGUCAGGUCAGGGAAUCGUUUGAAAUGGAAGAGAUCCAUAGUUUUGAUGAAAGUAUUACAGGGAUCUUCACUGGAGGAGCAGAACAUUUAGUGCGAUGUGUUGUACGUACCAACAGCUGCCAGUCAGACAGCAGUGGUUUCUUGGAGGAGCCUUUCAUCCCCUCUCAAUCUCUGCAGGAGUCUCCAGCACCUGAUCUCAUCAAGGCUCUGUCGUGCCUUUCAGGAGGAAGCACUGACAGCAGCAGUGAGAGGCCACGCACUCCUUCUUCCCCUCAAUCCUCUCCAACCUCCCUGCUACCUUCAUCUCUGACAUCUUUUUCACCAGAGCAAUCAUUCAUCUCUGGCCCUUCCCAGUCUCCUGCCUUGUUGUGUGACCCUAAAUCUGACCUGGACAAUUCAGACACUUUGACCCCACCAGAUCAGACUCAGUGUCCACCUGCUUCGUUGGCUGCGUCAGAGUAUGAAUACCUUUCCCCUUGUUUUUCCUCACCAGAGUUACAGGAUACAAAUGACCAAUCUGAAACUCCUCCCCCUGCCUCUUUCACACCCGUCCCCUCUAGCUCUUCUCCCAUGAAGGCUGAUUCAAUAGUUAAUGAAUCAGAGGAGAUUAAAAUGGAGGAAAAAGAUAGUCCAUCCCCCAGCCUCUCUAUUCUUUAUCAUGACUCUGAUCCCACAGCAUGCUCUAGUGUUACACCUCCUGUCUCUUCUACUUACUCUCCAAAUUUAGAUUUUGUGUUUAAUUCCAUAAAUUCCUCCUCUGGGGGUCCAGGUGACGCACAGUCCAGACAGACUGAGGAGUAUUUUCAUCAAAACUCUCUCUCUGCUUCUGAUGGCUCAUCAUCCCAGCUUCCCUCUGACCCUUUUCUACCUUCCUCUGCCCCCUCUGAGAUUCACUGGGCAUCCUCUGAAGCGUCCUCCUCACAGAGUCCAGAAAACAAUCAAAAUGACACUCUUCUCCGAGACUCCUGGGAAAAAGGACCCUGUGAUCCACCUAGUUAUACACAAACAAAAGAAGAGGAAGCACCGUCUUGUCACAUCUUUCAGUCGGACCAGGACAGACCUUUAUAUCCACCUGAUCUCUUUCUGGACUCCUCUAGGUUUGAGGAGUUCAACCAGCAGCCAAGCCUUACUCCUGACCCAUCCGUUCCAAUUUGUGAGUCUACCUUGUCAUCAAAACCACACUUUGAGGUGAGUCUUAUAGAUCCAACUAUUGGAGGAAUGGCCGACUCUACAGAGCAGACCAUCUACCAACAAGAAGGACAACAUUGUUUUGAUGACGACGGGCACAUUGCUGUGGCAUGUCCUGCCCAAGAUGUUAUUCCUGCAAAGAUGGAUUACCUCUCGUUGGACUUAGAGGAUACCCUUCUGAGGAAUGAAAGGGACGAGAGAGGGGAUGACAGACACUCUGACACUGUGCAGACUCCAGAAACUGUUGUUUACAUCUCACAUACAGAGAGCUCUGCUGGUUUGUCAGAAGGUUCCAGAUUAGUCGAUAAGGAAGAAGAAGGAGACCCACAGGUCCUGUCCGGUAGUUUGCAUGGUGAGCUUUCAACUGAAAAAAAACCAGAAGAGCUGAGACAAUUCUAUCAAAUAGACAUUAAUGGCACAGAAAGUGAAUCACCAAGAACUUCCUUACGUUUCCAUGGAGAAGUCCCAGAGACAAACACAAGAAAUGAAAUACAACCAAAAAGCUUAUUCGAGAUUGAGAGCUUAGACGUGGCAUUUCAAACCUCAGUGGAUGGCUCAGACGGUGAAAGUGGAGAUUUGGAUGCCUAUUUUCAACAGCUUGAUAAUGAAAGGCAAGUCUAUUGGGCAGAACCUAUUCAGAUUUCUAAUCAAAGCUCUCUUCUUGAAGAAUCAGGCAGCUUUGAAGCCUCAGAUGGAUCUCCUGGGAAUUCUCUAUUGACUAGAGGAGCAGCUAUUCUAGAUUCAUUAUUAGCCACAGGCAAAGUGAUGUCUUCGUUGAUGUCAUCGUCAACAAUGUACACCGCCCCAGCAAACCCAGAACCAAAGCCGUUGAGCCGCUCUGUUUCUGUCCAGAUGUCUUCAUCUCCUUCCUCUCAUAUCAUCCACAGGAAGGAUGUUCCCUUCAUGACUGAUUCAAAAUGCAGCACCCUUCUCCCUACUGUUGUCCCUUUAGACACCUCCACCCCUUUCCGUGCUGUUCAGUCAUGGACAGACUGGCAGAUUCAAAAAAACAAUCUCUCCAAGAUGUUAUCACAUGGGGCUCCUGACAAUAUCCAGAAUGCAGCAGGUGUGUCAGAAACUAUACAAAGGCCUACACUGAUCUUCUCUUCAUCUCCGUCUCUGCCUCUGCUAUCUUAUGACGGGCAGUCGUACGACUGUUUCCCUGGAAUGGCUAGAGAAAACAGUACUGUGUCGGUCUCUUUAGACAAAGGUUUGUGGUCUGAUGAGGAAGAAGAGGUGGAGAGGAAUGGAUAUGAGGAUGAGAAGAACCUUUGGGAGGGCAAUCACACAGCCACCAUGGCAUGCUGCUUCUCCUGUGACCAUCAGGGUACCUGCGAUUACAACAAGCAACACACUGUGGGAAACAUUCCUUACUCUCUGGAUGAGUUGGAGGAGAUGAUGCUGAGUCUGCAGCAGUUUCGCUAUGUGCUGUGCAGCAUGGAGGAGCAGCUGUCUGAAGACCAGGCAGCAGUUUACAGAGACCUCUCUGAUCAGGACAGGGAGAAGGUUCGAGACAUAGAGGAGCUGAGGCAAGCAGUGAAAAAAGAGGCAGGAGAAUUGGAGAUGCAUCUGAAUGAACUGGCCCAUCACUAUGACGACAGCUUGAAAAUGAAGAUGCACAGACUGUUGGAUGAGCAGUCUCUGCUCUGCACUCAACUCAGAGUCUCUGUACCUGGAAAGGUGUCCCCAUCACCGUGCCCUGCCUCCAACAGGACAGUAGCCACUCAGUGCUGUCUAAUGCCCUGGAUGCCUUCAAUGGAUGUCUCCUCCUGGAGUGUGGAUUCUCACAGGCAGUCACCUCCUGGAUCUGAAAGUAUCAGGGAGGGCCUGAGCUGUUCUCCCACUAAGGCGGACAAGGUGGACAUAUUGAGCUUCCUACAGAAGCUGAAGGAGUCUUUGCGUCACUCUGUGAACACAGACUCACUGGAAUAAAAGGUGUCAGGGGAAAUGCACGGGACUGCACCUGACUGAUAAAAACCCAAAGUUUCCUGAAGUCUUCCAUUCUUUUAGGGACAUGCUUUGUCUUUACAGAUGAACAGUUUUAGCUUUUACACGGUUUCCAUUGUUGCUUGUGAUAACUAUUUCACAUUUGACUUGAUGGACUGGCUUCUAGUGAUGCUGAGACUACAACCACUACAAGCUGCAUGAGAUGCAAACUUCUAAUUGACUUUAUUAUUAAAGAAAAGUGUAUAAUCAUAUAACACAAAAGCAAUAUGAACCGCUUAGAAGAGGGUGUUUCAAAUGUAUAAAUAUUUCUUUGUUAAUAUAAAUGUAAAUACGAGUUAUUUUGUUAGGAUUUCUUUUGACACAGUAUGGCCUCUGCUCAGUGGAUGCACAAUGAUUCAUAUGAAUAACACUGAUUCAAUAAACGUUAGAACACUUCAA
Molecule: messenger RNA, 4861 nt
Organism: Labrus mixtus (cuckoo wrasse)
Lineage: Eukaryota; Metazoa; Chordata; Actinopteri; Labriformes; Labridae
Gene: itprid1
Product: ITPR interacting domain containing 1
Exons: 17
Coding region: 245-4408 (1387 amino acids)
Molecular function (GO): signaling receptor binding
Source: RefSeq, a predicted model, not a curated record